GACAAAUUCUGAAAUUAAACGCAACGAAAGUAAUUUCCAAUCGAAAGUUUCACUCAACGACAGUCAAUCACCGGCAAAAACGAAGAUUGUGGAGAAUUCUGUAGAAUCAAAUCAGCUUCCAUAUAUCAAAGACAAUCAUGCAACACCAUCUAAGACAUACGAUUCGGGCAGUGAAGACGAUGAUGAACUGGAUACGAUUGAACAAGAAGGCACAACAACUUCCAAAGCAGGACAUCAGAUUGACAGAGCAAGUGCUGCCAAUAUUCGACGGACAAAGGAAGAAGCCGCAAUCGACAAGGAAGACGAAGACGAUUUUGGUUACACGACAAAUAAAGUGAAAAAGAAGUACGGCAACCUGGGCAACAGCAUCCUAAUGGUGCAACUGGAACGGAGCGCCAGCGGAUUGGGGCUGAGCCUUGCGGGGCACCGCGAUCGCAGUUGCAUGGCCGUUUUCGUUUGCGGCCUGAAUCCGACCGGAGCGGCCUACAAAACCGGCUCUAUACAAAUCGGAGACGAAAUCCUAGAGGUCAACGGUGUCGUACUUCACGGACGGUGUCAUCUAAAUGCUUCGGCGAUCAUUAAAGGUUUAUCAGGACCAGUUUUUAAAGUCAUUAUUUUAAGGCGAAAAGCUGCUAUCGAUGAUAUUGCAGUCAAACCUAUCACUCAGUUUCCAGUUUCACUGGCAGAAGAGAUUUCUGAAGAGCACUUUAGUCAAAACUAUCCCAAUGUCCGUACAGUGGCUAUCAAAAAGCUACCAGGUCAGAGUUUGGGUAUUAUGAUAAUUGAAGGUAAACAUGCGGAAGUUGGACAAGGUAUAUUCAUUUCGGAUAUUCAGGAGGGUAGCUCUGCGGAAAAGGCAGGCCUUGAAAUUGGAGAGAUGAUAUUAGCUGUCAAUAAAGAUUCUCUUGUGGGCUCCAACUAUGAUACGGCUGCAAACCUACUAAAACGAACAGAAGGUCUUGUAUCGCUAAUAGUUUCAAAACCCGUUAAAAAGGACCAGGCAAAUUCGCUUGCAGCUGCCCCAUCGAGCAAUGCAACCGACGCUAAAGGCCUAAAAACACCAACGACACCUUCUAGGCCUACUACACCUGUACCUGAACCUCCGGCGGAUCCUCUAACUUGUCCAAUAAACCAAGGAAGAGAGACUGUGAUCGAAAUAGCUACCAAUAAUGAAGGUUUAGGUGUCUCGUUUAUUGGUGGAAAAGAUACUGUUAUAAAAGACACUAUAAUCCUGACAGAUGUAUAUUCAGGAGGAGCUGCUGAUAAAGAUAAAAGGUUGCAGGCAGGAGAUCAAAUUCUCGAAGUCAAUGGAAUUUCACUUAGGGAUAGUACAAGCACAGCUGCGACUCAAGCAUUAAGACAAACACUGCCAAAGAUGAAAAUUACUGUAUUUAGACCAACAAAUCUGGAAUAUACCACAAUUGAAACUGACUUAAUCAAGAAACCUGGAAAAGGUCUUGGAUUGAGUAUCAUAGGAAGAAAAUCUGGAAAAGGAGUUUAUGUAGCUGAUAUUAUUGCUGCAAGUGCUGUGGAAGUAGAUGGAAAAAUUAGCAAAGGUGAUAUACUAAUUUCUGUCAAUGGACAAAAUGUAGCUGAAUCAACUAGUGACAUAGCAGGGGCCAUACUAAAGACUGCGUUGGGUAAAGUUUCCCUGAAACUGCAUAGAUAUAAACCUAGUACAAGUAACCAAUAACCUUAAAUGAAAAAAAUAAGUAGAUAAGUUUCCAAAAUGUUUUCAUUAACUAGAAUUAUUAUGCUACUUAUGACUGAUUAUACUUAUUAUUGAAAGAAUAUCUUUCUUAAACGUUUCAGUUGUGGAAAGAAUAUUAUGAUUGCUUUUUCUUUUUAGAAUUAAAUCUAAUUAUACAUAAUUGUUAGUAAUAAAAGAAAAAAUGUUUGGUCAAUAAUGUUGAUGGUCUUUUUCUCUGUGCAAAAGAAACAGAAAUUAAUUUCAAAGUUUGAAUUUCUGGUUCCUUGUUGCAGCAAAAUGUGGUUCAUUUUAUGUGAUUGUAUUGAAUUUUUUGUGUGUAUUUACUCAAAACAAAAUAUUGAAGCCUCAGUUUGCAGUGAGUAGGAAUUUUUUGAUCUUAUUUCAAAACUGUAUUUUCUUCAAAUAUCUGGAAAAAAUGUUCUUGAAAAGUUCAAAACUAAAUAAAUACUUCUUCUCUAAAUCACAUUUUUUGAACCUCAAAACUACACUUUGUAAAAUUAUUAGAUUUUUAAAGCAAGUGUGAUAUUCAUUGUCCUUUGUAUAUAAACGUAGAGUCCUGUAUUUACUAUAUAAAUAUAUAAAAAUAGCUUCGAAGGGCUAUAUAGAAUCAAAUGUUUGAAUUUCAAUAAUUUUUAACUGGAACAAGAAUAACAAAAAACGAUUUCGGUUUUGCGGUUUAAGUAUCAGAUAUUUCUGGAAUAUCUUUUUUCUGAGGCUGGAUUUGUACUAUAGAAAGCUUCAAAGGUUCUUGAUUGAUUAUUCGAGUGCGGCAUUAAUUGAAAUGUGUUUUCUUCAGAUUUUUUUCUAAUGGUAGGAAAUCGGUCUGAGCUAAAGCAGAAUUCUUAGGAUAAAUAUAUAUUCCAGUAUUCUCGUGAUGUCUUUUUUUGAGAUAAAAAGAAUGUGGUAAAUUUGUAGGCCGAAGGAAAGUCUCACUAGUGUUAAUUCCUCAUCAUUUCAAUUUCAAAUUUCUUAUGUAAAUCUUCAAAAGUAUUCCACAUUCUCAAGUUUUUUAUUGUAUUAGAGACACCAAAAAAAACUCAAAUUACAAAUCAAAAAUUACACUUUCAAUUACUAAUUUCUAAUGAAAUAUAAUACAUGUCACCAAAAACAACUACUAAUCAUUCUUGUUUUAAAUGUUGUAAAUAAAAUUUAAAUUAUUGUAAAAUUACUUUAAACCGAAAUUGUUUGUGCAAUUUGUUAGUUUUAGGAAAUAUUCGUAAUGUUUGUAACAUGUUUGCUUUAUAAACUCAAUAAUCGAUCUAUUUCUGGUUUACCAAUAAAGCCUCCUUUAUUUUUGUAGUAUGUUAAUAAUAAUUUCAAUGUUCAAAUACUUAUAUUAAAAGCAAGAAUUUUCUCACAUAAUUAGGUAAAUAUAAAACAAUUUACUAUAUUUAGGUAUUUUAAUGAAUUAAGUAGGUCUACAAUUUUAACUAAUUACCUUUUUUUUUGUACUAUAGCCUAAUGUAGGUAUAUUAGAAAUACUAUAUAAUUUGCCAGAAAAAAAAUUAUAUCAUUUCUAUCUUUAUAAUAAUUAAGGUUCAACGCUGUAGAAAAUUGUAUAAGCGAGAGAAAAAUGUAUAAAUUUUUAUGAUAUUAGCAAUAAAAUCAUCUCAUGUUGUUAGUUAAGUUUAAAAUUUGUUGU
Molecule: messenger RNA, 3353 nt
Organism: Ceutorhynchus assimilis (cabbage seed weevil)
Lineage: Eukaryota; Metazoa; Arthropoda; Insecta; Coleoptera; Curculionidae
Source: the annotation of a GenBank genome assembly